ACGAAUUAGUGGGCAGUUGAAUCGUUCUAAUCUCUAGAUGCAACAAGUGUGCGGGCGGCGGGGGACGGGUUUCAGUUUCAGCUUCAGUAACGUCGCGACCAUGGCUACGGACGGACGUACGAAGCGCUCGCAAUCCAUCUGCGCGCCCGCUUCCGCGAGUAUGGAAGCGCUGGCCGCGCCGAUAGAGACUACGCCGGCACCGCGGCGGCGGCCGGCCGCCCGCUCGCAGUCCGCCAGAAUCACCGGCGGACGCUCUGUGAGGCACCGUCGCCAGCAACAACAGCAGCAGCUCGACAGAGAUACGAGAGCGCGGUACAGCUCUGAACCGCGGCUGGCCGAAGCAGAAACUCCACCGCAAGUUCGGAGACAAGCUUCCGCUAGACGCAGGCCCCCUGCCGGACAACACAGCCAGCCGAGACGCUCCAAUGCAUUCCUGGACGUCCCCAAACAACACCAACCCGAAGAAGAACCCGACGAAGAUUCGUACAGGCUACGCACAUUCAACAUAACGCAGAAAGGAGGCAUAGUAAACCGCGGUGACUCGUUCCGUCGCCGCCGCUCCCGGUCAGGCAGCUUAGCACCGGCAUCACCCGCAGCACCGGAGACGCAAGAGCGGCGCCCGGUCGCCUGCCAUCGGGUGGCCAUGGUAGGAGCUCCUGGAGUGGGGAAAACAGCCUUGAUCAGCCAGUUUCAGACUAGCGAAUGUAUUAACGCAUAUGAUAGACAGAGAGAUGCAGAUGGCACAGAGCAAAAAGUAUCGAUUCUACUAAACGGCGAGGAGUCAGAACUAUACUUUGUUAAUUGCACCGGUACAAAGGAGGAAAUAGACCGUUCAGAGCCUCCAGAUGCGUUCGUGAUCAUCUACUCGGUGAUAGACAAGGCAUCCUUCCAGAAGGCUGAACAGGAACUCUCCAGACUGCUGGAUUGUGACAUGCUGCGGUCGAGGCCAGCUGUGUUGGUCGGCAAUAAGAUUGACUUGGCUAGGAGUCGUGCUGUGUCUACACAAGACGGCAAAUGUCUAGCCUGCACAUACAAAGCGAAGUUCAUCGAAGUGUCAGUGGGUAUCAACCACAAUGUGGACGAGUUGCUCGUGGGAAUCCUCAAUCAGAUACGCCUGAAGAAGCAGCAGUACUCCGCAGAAGGUGGCCGGGAAUCUUCCCCUGCACAUUGGUACAAAUCCCGAGGCGUUGUUCGCGCCAGUAUGAAAGCGCGGCAAAUGCUCACGUGGAUUUUCGGCAAGGAAGAUUCGAAAUUCAAAAACUGUGAGAACUUACACGUCCUGUGAGUGGAGAGCGAAGGCCCCGUUUUUGUAUAGACUAAAAAACGCGGGUGGACAGUGUUACCAUGUUAAGUGUAAAUACGCGCCAUGUUAAAUUCCGAUUCCGUGAUCAAAUUUUUGACAGUUAUUUGUUUUUUU
This is a messenger RNA of Colias croceus (clouded yellow), 1417 nucleotides long. RefSeq names its product GTP-binding protein REM 1. Gene Ontology annotation, cellular component: plasma membrane. The coding region runs from base 38 to 1285 and encodes 415 amino acids. The record is from RefSeq and is a predicted model, not a curated record. Lineage: Eukaryota; Metazoa; Arthropoda; Insecta; Lepidoptera; Pieridae. The transcript is spliced from 5 exons. Gene Ontology annotation, molecular function: GTPase activity; calcium channel regulator activity; GTP binding.